AUGGUCAUGUGGAUGAUCCUUCUGGUCGUGGUGUUGGUUGUCAGUAUGCUGUUGGAUGUGAACAUCAUGACGAGCAGCGGGCGAGAGCGAACACAUCCGUGGAUUCCGAUGCUGGGUGAUGAUGAUCAUGACCUGCGCGACGGCCACGACAACAGUGUUGGUGAAUUAGCCAUGACGAUGAAAGAGGUAGUUGAUGAUGGCGAUGACAGCUCAGCCAACGCUGAAGCACCCUUCAGCAUCAAGUCCCUGGCCGGUCAUCAGAUGCUCAAGAAGGUGAUGCCCUUAGUUGAAAAGACUGAGGAGGCGGAGGAGACCAGCCCCGCAGGGGAGAAACGGCCCCGUUUCAGGACGGACACCACGAGCAGCUCCUCUGCCGAGGCUCCGACGCCGCAGGACAGAAGUCCUUCGGCUGCCCAGAGCUUGCAAGUGGUGGUGGAUGUCAUCUCCAAAGGAAGCUCCGUGGGCGUCAUGGAGCUGAUGGAAGGCCUCACUUACCAAUGCACUGUGAUCUCGGCUCCGCUGGCAGAGAUUUACUCCAUUUCCAAGUUCGACUUCAUCAGGGCACACAAGACCAUCACGCACCGGCUGUUCUGCAACUACAAGGCCCGCUUGUCAGACUCGCAGCUGAUAUGGCGGCUGGUGCAGAAAUACAGGUGGGAUCACUACAAGAAAGGGCUUCUGUCGGAGAUCCGUUCCUGGCACAGCUCCGCAAGCCGUGGAAUCAUCGACAGGGAAGACCCGGCCCCCAUGACCGGCGCCAGCUCUUUGGGAGAUGAGACCUGCCUUCGCGUCGGCCGUGGCGAGAAGCUCUGGGACGCGCGGGCACAGACGCCGCCAAACGCGACGUACGAUCCCGACCGAGCGGUCAAGCAGAUCUUCCACGUGGAGUGCACGCGAGACGAGCACGGCAAGCCCGUCGUCACCGUCGAUCGCGAGCAGCGGGAUGCUUCCAUGGACGACUUCGAACGGAAGCUGCAGGACACCAUGGCAACAGCCCGGUACAGAGACAAGCUCCGGAGGACGGCGAAGAACGUGGCCGCUGGUGCGGAGCUAGAGAGCGGCUCGACGAAGGCCGGCCCGAACGCUGUGGCCUUGACGCAGGAGCUCGAGGAAGCGGCGAAGAAGACCCUGGAGGAGUACCAGCAGGUCCAGAAGGAGCGUAUCGAGGGACUGCGGCAAGCAGCAAGGGACAAGGUGAAGUCCGAAAAGAAGGAGCCCAGACGCUCUGCGAGGCCGACAUUGCGGAAGAAUCACUUCAGACAGGACUUUGCAGGUCCUGCGAGUGCCAGGGGGCCUACCAGCCCAAGGGAUAAGCGAGCGACGGUGGCUGCUCCGGGCUCACCGGAGCCCGGAUCCGUUUCCUUGCCCGCCGUACGUAAAGUGCGGAGUAUCCCAACAAGACUCCAGCCGGGAGAUUCAAGGCCGUCGUCAACCUCACCCGUACCCUCGCCCAGAAGUUCAAGAAGGUCGCGCCAAUCUGGGUCUCGCGAAACAGGCGGGUGA
Molecule: messenger RNA, 1503 nt
Organism: Symbiodinium sp. CCMP2456
Lineage: Eukaryota; Dinophyceae; Suessiales; Symbiodiniaceae
Source: the annotation of a GenBank genome assembly